AUGACUGUGCAUGCAUGCAGGCAGCUGUACACCGCAAGCGCUGAUGAGAGUUUAGCUGUUUGGGAUUUGGAGACAGGAGAGAGGAUAAAGAAGUUGAAGGGUCAUUUGUCUGUUGUUAAUUGUCUCUCUGUCUACGGGGCUAGAACGCUGUCUGCUGUUCCUGUAUACGGUACUGCUGCUGCUGCUGCUGCUGCUGCUGCUGCUGCGGGGGCACCCAACACCAAAGCAGCAGCAGCAGCAGCAGGAGCCGCGACGCCAGCGCUCCAGGAUAAAGAUAACGAAGACGAAGACAACAACAACAGCAGCAGCAGCAGCAGCAGCAGCAAGAACAGCAAAAGCUAUUUAUUUUCAACUGGAAGCAGCAGCUACAGCACUAAGUUUCUCCUCGCAUCGGGCGGCGAUGACGGGGCGACGAGGGUUUGGGACUUAAGAACGCGCAGAUGCGUCCUUAAGGCUCAGCACCACUAUCAGAUUCUGUCGGUGGCGUUGGACGGCGUUGGGUGCAGAGUAUUCGCGGGGUCGUUGGAUAAUACCAUUCAGUGCGGCGUUAGUUGGGUUGCGGGCUGUGUGUUGUAA
This is a messenger RNA of Eimeria acervulina, 576 nucleotides long. RefSeq lists its product as hypothetical. Gene Ontology annotation, cellular component: catalytic step 2 spliceosome. The record is from RefSeq and is a predicted model, not a curated record. Bases 1 to 576 code for a protein of 191 amino acids. Gene Ontology annotation, molecular function: RNA binding; protein binding. Lineage: Eukaryota; Apicomplexa; Conoidasida; Eucoccidiorida; Eimeriidae. The transcript has 3 exons.